CAAAAGAACGCCGGUAAAGACUGGAAAUGGGGUUCUUGAUCGUUCUGUUGGUGGCAGCCGCUGCUGCCGCAGUGGUGAAAGGCGGUGUCGGUGGGUUUCCGGCCAGGGUUCUUACUUUGGAAAGGGCUUUUCCGGCGAACAAGACGGUUGAACUUGAAGUCCUCAGAAAACGAGACCGUGUGAGACACGCCCGAAUCUUGCAAAGCUUCUCCGGCGGCAUUGUUGACUUCGAAGUCGUCGGCACCUCCGAUCCUUACUACGGCGGGUUGUACUUUACUAAAGUGAAAUUGGGUUCGCCACCAAGAGAGUUCAAUGUUCAGAUUGAUACCGGAAGUGACAUCUUGUGGGUCACUUGCGAUUCUUGCAGUGAUUGUCCUCGAUCUAGUGGAUUUGGUGUAUCUCUCAAUUUCUUUGAUGCUGAAAGCUCUUCAACGGCUUCUCAAGUAUCGUGUUCAGACUCCAUAUGCUCUUCGAUGGUUCAAACUGCAGAUGCAUCAUGUUCUGAUCAAACCAAUCAAUGUGGUUAUAAGUUUCAGUAUGGAGAUGGUAGUGGAACAUCCGGUCAUUAUGUCACGGAUUUGUUGUAUUUCGACACAAUCGUGGGCCCUUCCAUGGUUGCCAACUCUUCAGCUUCCAUUACCUUCGGGUGUAGCACCUAUCAAUCGGGUAGCUUGACUAAACCAGAUAAGGCGGUCGAUGGGAUUUUCGGUUUCGGGCAACGUGGUCUAUCUAUCGUGUCACAACUGGCAUCACGUGGGAUUACUCCGAAAGUAUUCUCGCAUUGCUUAAAAGGAGAUGGAACUGGUGGUGGCAAGCUUGUCCUUGGUGAGAUUUUGGCUCCGACUAUGGUUUAUAGUCCCCUUGUCCCAUCGCAGCCUCAUUACAAUUUGGAUCUACAGAGUAUUGCGGUCAACGGGCAGAUACUACCGAUAGAUGCAGCCGUUUUUGCAACAUCAGAUAACCAGGGUACCAUUGUUGACACUGGAACAACUUUGACAUACCUCGUUGCAGAAGCAUUUGAUCCUUUUGUCAAUGCUAUAACUGCUGCUGUUUCGCAAUUAACAACCCCUGUCUUAUCGAAGGGCACUCAAUGUUAUUUGGUUACAUCAAGCAUAACUGGGAUUUUCCCGGAGGUUUCAUUGAACUUUGCUGGCGGUGCGGCCAUGAUUCUUAAGCCGGAGAACUACCUUGUACAUGGGGAUCCCGUUGAUGGAGGUACCCCAUGGUGCAUUGGCUUUCAGAAAGUUCAAAAUGGGGUUUCGAUUCUUGGAGAUCUUGUUCUUAAAGAUAAGAUCUUCGUUUAUGAUUUGUCGAAGAAACGAAUUGGAUGGACUGAUUAUGAUUGUUCGACUGAUGUAAAUGUGUCGAUAACUUCCAGUAAGGACGAAUUCCGAAAUGCAGAGUUGAGCGGAAGCAGUUCAUUGAUAACCACUAGUGUUCUUGGAGCUCUUCUGUUCCAUCUAAUAGCAUUAACGCUUGGAUCGUCACUAUGGUAAAAACCAGAUCAAUGUCGUCUAGAGUUAUUGACCCUUUUAACCAUCGUAUUUAGUUUUUUCGUUGCAAACUAACCAUUGAUGUUUAUAAUCGUUGCAAACUAUAACCAUUGAUUUUGUAUAAACGCAAAAUACACCGUAGUUUGCAAGAUCGAGCAAUUAUAGACAAAUUGUGAAAAUGUCGAAGCAAAAAAACAUGCGGUUUUAGGUACUAUUUGUGUUCAGAAUUGUUCGUUCUUGCAAUAUAUGACGGUCUUUUUUUUGCAUUUUUACAAGUAUAAUUGUUUAUUUACGAUGAAAAGUCAAGUACAAUGGUUCAAAAAGUCAAUAACUCUGAAACACUCGUGUUUCUAUGCAUUGGUUGUUUCGGCUGGCACAAAGCGAAAGAUGAAAAGUGGCCCUUGCGCUUGGCUGUAAGAGAGGCUUAGGCUUCUUAAGGCCGAGUGCGAGUAAGGAGGUCCAAGUUGUUUUGCGGCAAGUAACUGGUGGGAGAUUGUUGAUGUGUAGAAUUGGGUUUUUGAUUUUGAGGUUGAUUAGUGUCGAUGGUAACGUCGUUGGGUAUUCGUUUACGUGGUUUUAGUAUUGGCUUGAAAUGUAAUUUAUUCGCAAAGACAGAUGAACGUUUUGUUUCCACCAAACUGUUGAUUACUAAUAACUUUGUUGAUUGUAACAACCUAUAGAAAGUGAGAUUUGUAAGUUGUUUGUAAACCUUAAGUUGUAGGCUACUAAUAACUUUCAGUUUUAA
Molecule: messenger RNA, 2238 nt
Organism: Cynara cardunculus var. scolymus (artichoke)
Lineage: Eukaryota; Viridiplantae; Streptophyta; Magnoliopsida; Asterales; Asteraceae
Product: aspartic proteinase-like protein 2
Exons: 10
Coding region: 27-1496 (489 amino acids)
Biological process (GO): proteolysis
Molecular function (GO): aspartic-type endopeptidase activity
Source: RefSeq, a predicted model, not a curated record